Molecule: messenger RNA, 2039 nt
Organism: Pungitius pungitius (ninespine stickleback)
Lineage: Eukaryota; Metazoa; Chordata; Actinopteri; Perciformes; Gasterosteidae
Product: myelin-associated glycoprotein-like
Exons: 9
Coding region: 1-1296 (431 amino acids)
Source: RefSeq, a predicted model, not a curated record
AUGAGCAAUGUUGAGUGUCAUGGAGGUCCAGUCUGUGAGAAUGGGGACAGCCAGCCUGUUCCUGAGUGUCUACUUAGUUUCAGACAGCAGACUGCACUGAAGAAGAAACACUCACUCAAUGUGGUGAGUGUCAUGGCAGACCAGUCUGUUAGGAUGGUGACAGCCAUCGUGUUGCAGAGUGUCUUCUUCCUCUCAGGUGCUUCUGCCUCUUGUUAUUGGAGAUCAGAUCUAUCCAUUACUGCACCAGAAGAGAUAGAAGGACUGACUGGAUCUUGUUUGCAAAUUCCAUGUAACUUCAGAGUUAAAUCAGAAGAGAAAUUCAACAGCACAACAACAACCUUUGGAGUGUGGCUUAAAAACCACUUUUACUUCGACAAACAUCCAAAUAAUGUGAUUUUCAACAGUAGUGGGACAGUUUCCACAUAUCCGAUGACUUUUACUGGAGACCUGAGCCAGAAAAACUGCACCACUUUAUUUUCUAGUUUAAAGACAACAUACACAGGCAAAUACUACUUCAGGAUUGAGAACCGACCAUUUCUUGCAACAGCUCAUUGUGAUCCUCUGCUAAUAACAGUUAAAGAUUCUCCUCCAAAGCCCAGCAUUGAGAUCCCAGGUGAUCUGAAGGAGAAGGAGCCUGUCUCUAUAAGCUGCUCAGCUUCCACUUCUUGUCCACACUCUCUUCCUCAACUCACCUGGAACCUCCAACCAGACUCUCACAACAUGACAGAGAAAAACACAGAUGGAACCUUCACAACUAAAAUCCAGAAGAGCAUCACUCUGUCACAUGAACAUGAUGGAUUCAUCAUCACCUGUUCUGCCAGAUAUCCUGUGAAUGAAGGAAAGGGUGUGAAGACGUCAGAGGAGACAAAGACUCUCAGUGUUUCAUAUGCUCCCAAGAACACCUCAGCGUCCAUCAGUCCAUCAGGUCUGGUGUCAGCAGGUAGCUGGGUGAUCCUGACCUGCUCCAGCAGAGCCAAGCCUCCUGUGAGCUUCACCUGGUUCAAGACCAGCAGAGAUGGACCAAUCAAAGUAUCUGAAGGAGCCUUUUACAUCGUUAAUGUCACUGAUGGAGGAGUUUAUUACUGUGUGGCCACCAAUCAGCUUGGUGAUCAAACAUCCUCAGAGAUACAUCUGACUAUAGGAGGUGAUCAACUGGUUGGUGCUCAAGUCAUCGUGAAGGUCCUGGGAAUCAUUCUGCUUGUCACUACUUUGGUCAUCUUUGAGUGCUGGUUGAAAUCAAGACGCUACAGCAAACCACAGGAGGUAAGAUAUCAGAAGAGGAGAGAUAUUUCAUGAUCAUGUCCUUGUUUGGUUUACAACAUUCACACAGGAAUAAUCCUUCAAUGGUGGUGAUGUUUAAAGAGCAGAGUCUCCUCCAAUGCAGUGAAGCACGUCUCCAAAUGAAUGCUGAUGAUGCUCUGUGUCUGCUGGAUGCUGUCUUUACUAAGCUGUGCAUAAAAGCUUCUAUAAAGUGAUUCCAUUUAUUCAACCAUGAAAAAAAAAUAUCCCAAAUGAAAACCUAUAAAAAUGAAGAGUUUGUAAAGACUAUUAAAACACAACAUUGUUAGAACAGCUUUCAACCUGCAUUAAUUUAUUGAAUGUUUAUUGAAUGAAGAGGGCCAGUGCAUGAAGCUGUAAACACAAGACAUUUUUAUCACUUUAUGAAGAUGUUAUGGUGAAUAUUAUUGUAUUGUAUUAGAGUGUGUGUGUGUGUGUGUGUAUGUAUGUUACAUCCGUCAUGAGCCAGAAGAGAAAGAAGAUGCCAUGAAGCCGUACCAUCUUUUUUGUAUUCAUUAACAAUGUGUGUAUCUUUUCUCUUAAUACUUUUAAUGGUAUUGUAUUCUAUUCUUUAAAGAUGAAUGGUAAAUAAUGUUUAUAAGCGUAGUGUGUUCAUAACACUACUGUGUUCUUAAAAUGAUCAAUUAAACAUCCUGUUAUAUUUGAUCUUGUGUUGAUUGGAUGUAAAGCGUGUAAAGUGAAUACAAAUUUCACUAAGCAGAAAGUGUUGUGAUUCAUUCUGUCUGAAUGAAAUCACAGCU